Molecule: messenger RNA, 14451 nt
Organism: Cavia porcellus (domestic guinea pig)
Lineage: Eukaryota; Metazoa; Chordata; Mammalia; Rodentia; Caviidae
Gene: Cmtm2
Product: CKLF like MARVEL transmembrane domain containing 2
Exons: 4
Coding region: 13819-14367 (182 amino acids)
Cellular component (GO): membrane
Source: RefSeq, a predicted model, not a curated record
CUGCAGAGAUUUUUUAGUUCCCAGGCUAGGCAGUGGCCGAGCUCAUGGUCCCUGCCCCACGUGACACCAAAGGUGGCUGAAUGGCUCAGCUAGUCCACAGGGCAGAGAGCAGGGCACACACUAGGGCUCAGUGGCCAGCAGCCAUGGGGAACUGAUGCCAAACAGUAGUGGCCAGGAGCAGUUCAGGGAUCUCAGGACACCAGAGGAACCCCUGGAGAUUGAGUCCCCACACACUGCAGGGCUCCAGUCCUAUGGUGUGUUUGGUGCAUUCCAUGCCUUCUGGGAACUGUGUAUCAGGAAUACUGUGAGAGCUGUGCAUUGUCAAGGACACCCAUGAGACGCCCACAGCAGAUGCACUCUGUACUCUGGCUGUCCAGGAAAACAGAUGAAAACAGCCAACAAAAGCACAUGCCUGGCAAGUGUAAGGUCAUGAGUUCAAUUCCUGGUACCUAAAAAAAAGCAAAAAAACUGCUGCACUGCUGGAUAUAGUGGCACAGGCCUGUGAUCCCAGCACUCAGGAUCAUUAUGAGUUUGAGGCCAGCCAAGGCUACCUAAAUGAGUUCAAGGCCAGCCUGGACUACAUGGUAAGAACCUGUAUCAAGGGGCUGGGGAUUUAGCUCAGUGGCAUAAGCGCCUGCCUUGCAAGCAGGCAGUUGUGAGUUCGAUCCCUGAUACCAAUAAAAACAAAAAAGACAAAAAAAAAAAAAAAACUGUAUCAAAAGGAAAAAGAAAAAGUGUGCAGUAUGUCAGGCCAAGGUCCCAUUCAAAAUCAGAUAGCCUCAAGACUUUCUUCUCACCUACUGGGAUGUUAGCCUGAGGAUGGUGAGCUUAGAGUAGAUGCUCUGGCUGAGUAGAGCUGGUGUGGCCUGGGUAGGUACCCGGGAAUGCCACCUCGGGAAGGCUUCCCUACUUCCUUUCACCAUGCACUUCUGCCUUGACUCCUCUCUGCCUGGCCCUGCCACAUUCACCCUUAACUAAAUUUGUCACCCCACCAUCUUUAAUAGAUUUGAUCAAGAGCUAGCAUUUGAAAGACAUAUUAAAUUGAUGAAUUGGUAAGUCCUGUCUGAUAUAAUCUAGAAAGAAGGGAGAAUACAUUUAAAAUUAGCAGGAUGCAGCCGGAGAUUAAGUUCAGUGGCACAAGUGCCUUCCUGGCAAGUGCAAAGUCAUGAGUUCAAUCCCCACUACCCCCACAAAAAAAUGAUUUUAAAAUUAGCAGGAUGGGAGAAACAUGGAUAAAAGUAAAAGAAUUUACCAGAGCACUUUGCAAGAUCACUAAGUGUGAGUAAAACAUUUAAUUUGCUAGGAAAAUGUAAAUUAACAAAACUGACCCCAGAAUACAGAGAAAAAUCUAAACAGAUCAACAGAAACACAGAAGAAAAUACAUAUCAAAUAUAUUUCAAAAAUGAAUAAGGCCCAGAUUUUUUUGUAGGUUAACUCUUUCAGAUCCUCAUUGGAUGUAAUUCUGAUACCACUCAAACUUUUUCAAGAAUAUAAAAGAGGGGGCUGGAGAUUUAGCUCAGUGGCACAAGCACCUGCCUCGCAAGCAGGCGGUCGUGAGUUCAAUCCCUGGUACUGAUAAAAACAACAAAAAAAUAUAAAAGGGCCAGGGAUUUAGCUCAGCAGCAUGAACACCUGCUUGGUAAGCAUGAGGUUGUGAAUUCAAUCCCUGGUACCAAAAAAAAAAAAAUAUAUAUAUAUAUAAGAAUAAAGAAGAAACAAGUUGUGUCAGUUUUUCUCAUUGCCGAGACAAAAUACCUAACACUCCAAGUUACAGGAGGAAACGUUUACUUAGCUCACAGUUUGUAGAGCUUUCAGUCCAUAGUCUGCUGCCUCAAAGGGAGGAUGGCAUGGCAGCCAGGUAUUGCAGAGGAGAAGCAGUUCAUGGAAGACAGGAAAUGUAGAAGACCACCUGGGUAGCUCUCUUUGAAUAAAGAGCAAUUACCUCCACUUUAGCUAAACUUGGCCCUGUCUCCAUGUACAGAUUUAUACAGAGCAGGCUAAACUACUUCCUUUUCCCUUCAAUUGGCUCUAAGCAAUGUAAAUAGGGGUAGCUGAAGUAUUAAUGUGUGAUCUUUGAAGCCAAGCAACAGUUGCCCUUUGCCUCAGUGUCUCCCUCUAAAUGGUUGAGCCCAGCAGGAUGGCACAACCAAUAUUCUAGAGCUGUCAAUUGGGUUUGAUCCUCGAGAUAAGAGGCUAUGACUUCUCAGGGCAGAAAAGGUUUGCACAUCAGAACAUGCACCAGCCUUCUAAACACUAAAUGCUCUCUCAGUUGUGUUAUGCAGGUUGGUCUUUGUGCACAUCCUUCUCUGUAUAUUGCAGAGGUGUUUUCUGGCUUCCUAGCUAGCUCAGCUCAGCUCUCAUUACGUAAUUCCCACCACUCCUCCUCUAGCCAAUCCCUUCCCAAAUUAACAAAAUCUGGGUUAGGCUCUGGGUCAAGGCCUUUGUUCUAUGGACCCUCUCUGAACUGGACUCAGGACCCAUUGGCUACCCUUAACUAUUAAUAUGUCUUAAGUGUCUAUUCUCACCAUGGGUUGCACUAGAGGUGAUAGAUUGAAAUUAACUUGCCAGAAUUCCAAAAACAUUUCCAUGGGAUUACAAAUAUAAGCUUCCUAGACUGCACCAAGGAUGGGGAAAGGGCCUCUGUAAGGAGAGAGCAAAAGCAAGCAAGGGACAAGGCAUGCCUCUCUCUGUCCCUUACUUUGUAUCUAGGCUACUGGGAUUAAGGCAGUGCCAGACCAACCUGUGGACUGAUUUAGUAAUCACACACCCUCAUCCUAGUACCCUUCAUCCCAGCAUUCCACCAUGAAUGAGUCACACAUUCUAGAUGCAGUCACUUCUGGAAUGAGGCUUUGGAGGAACCUCUAAACCCAUGAUGUAACACUUAUUUUUUUUGUACCAGAGCUUGAACUCCACCUCAUGCUUGCCAGGCAGUUGUUUAUGCCACUGAGCUAAAUCCUUGGCUUGCAUGACACACUUCUGAACUAAUUUCAGUGUAACACAGAUGUGAAAACCUGAUAGAAUUCAGGAAAAAAAAUAAUAUAUGAGCUCCAUAGUAGGGCACUUGCUUGGUGUCCUUAAGGCCCUAGGUUGGAUCCCCAGCAUGGGGGGAAAUUAAUACGCUAACAGAAAAUGUUCAUUGAUUUGGGGGGUUUUGUUGUUGGUACUGGGGAGUAAACCCAGGGUCUUCACACUGAGCUAUGUCCCCAGUGUUUCUUACUUUGAGACAAGGUCCCAGCAAGUUGAUAAACUGCCCAGGCUGAGUUCAAACUGCAGUGCUGCUUCUGCCCCCAAAGUAGCUGAGAUUUCUGGCAUGUAUGUCCAUACCUGACUUCAUCGUUAUUUAUUUUUAAUGGAAAAAAAGUAAAACAAAAUUCGUAACAAAAUAAGAAUACAACAAUAGUUUCUCAGGGUACAUGACAAGGACAUAAAAAUUUUUCCAAUUGAUAUUAGCACAAACCUUUUUUAAUGAUCUAAGAGACACUAAUAGUAUAACUCACGUAUUUUUCCCAUUGUCCUUUCCCCUUUCACACAUCCUAGUUCUUUUUCCUUUUGAACAAUUCCUUCCAUUUCACAAUACCUAUUGUACAUUUUAGAUCGUAUUUACUCGCAGUUUCUCACACAAAAGGGAAUAUGAUGUUUACACAUAUGAGUCUGAUUUAUUUCACUUAUGAAUGUGGUUUCAAGUUGCAUCCAUUUAUAAUAAAAGUCUCAAGUUUAUCCUUGUUUAUAGCUGAGUGGUACUCCAUUGUAUAAAAAUACCACAUCCUUUUUAAUCCAUUCCUCACCUGAUAGGCAUUUAAAUUAUUUCCAAGAUUUAGCUAUUACAAAUUGUGCUGCUGUAAAUAUAGAUGCACAUAUAUCACUGUGGUGUGAUGUUUUUAAUUCCUCUGGGAAGAUACCCUGAAGGGGAAUGAAUAUAGCUGGUUUGAAUGGGACCUCUAAUCCUAGUUUUUUGAAGAAUCUUUACACUGAUUUCCACAGUGGUUGUAUCAGUCUACAUUUCCCACCAACAGUGGAGAUGAGUUCCUUUUCCCCCACAACUCCUACAGCAUUUGUUAUUGCUUGAUUUCUUGAUAGUAGCCAUUGUUUCCGGGGUGAGAUGGAAUCUCAGUGUUUUAAUUUGCAUGUCUCGAAUGACCAGUGAUUCUCAACAUUUUUUUCAUAUAUUUAUUUGCCAUUUAUAUUUCUUCAUCUUGAGAAGUAUGUAUUCAUCUCAGAUGCCCAUUUUGGAUUGGGUAUUUGGCUUUGGGAGAUCUGAUAUUUUUCAAUUCUUUAUAUGUUCUAGAUAAAAGUCUUUUGUCUGUGGGGCAACUGGCUAUCAUUUUUUCCCACUGUUUCUUUUCACUCUGUGUACCCUAAGCCUUCAACACUUUCGGUCCUGUUUACAUUGGCCUUUACUUCAAAGUGUUCAUUUUUAUAACUUGAAUGUAAGACUUGCUCUCAGACUCAAGAGUAUUCUAAGUGGACAACAAUAGAGCUAUCUUUUCAGACCAAGCCAUGGCUGAGCUAUGAGAGUUAGGGUGUUGCCCUGGUUCCCAGGGGAGAGACUACUUAAAUGCCCAGAAUGGCUCCUUAGAUGGAGAACAACCCUGGAGUAUGAAGCCCAUCUCAUUAGAGUACUGAACAUGUAGAACUUUUCAGCUUUUCAUAAUGAAAAUUUUAAUUAGCAUAUUCAAUGGGUAAACACAAUUCUCACCCAUGACUUGCUUCUACAUACUCCUCAAACAGCGCUCAGCUACCACCCUCCAAAGCAGAGCUGACACAACAGAAUUGUAGGAAAAUGUUCAAAAACCCUGAAAGCUUAUAGGAGUCAUCCUUUCUGUGUGUGCCAAGGGCCCGUAGUCUGAAACAGUAGGGAUCCAGAAAACAUUGUUGCACAUCCUCUCAACAGCUCUAUCCAGACACAUACUUUAGCAGCUGAAAAGUUCCUGAAGUUAAUUCUUCAGAUCUGGGACUAGAGAGGCAGUGCAGUUUUAUCCCAGAGCAGGAAUGGGCCCAGUUCCCAGCCUUGCCACCUUAUGUGUGAUCUCUAGCUUCCAUUUCCUGACCUAAGUGAUGUGGAGGGAAAAGUGGGAUGAUAGGAACUACCCCACAGUCACCCACUAAAACAUUUAAAAGUGCAUGAAACCAGCUAGUACUUGGCACACAAUAAACUUCCAAUAUGAGGCGUCUAAAAAGAGAAAAUCUACCACACCUCAUAGGGUGGCUGAGGUCUUUUGCCAUUCUGUCUUGCUCUGUGAACAGGUCCUUAUUCAGAGCUCAGGACUCCACCACAUCUCACUUCCAUAGUACAGUUUUCUGACCUUGAUGGAGGACCACUUGCUGUGGAGCUGAAGCUCAAAUAUUUUCCUCAAAAGUGUGAGGGAUUUUCUGAAAAAACUGCUGAGCUCUCUGUUCCUCAGAGGGCCUAGCAACAGAAAACAAAGAAAAAUAUGAGCAACUUUAAUUGGACAUAUGGAAGAUCCUUUUUAAUUACGGAGAGCUAUAGCCAUAGAGAAGUUUCUGAGGGGAAACUGAAAUCUCUUUCCAUGGAAAUUUUCAAGAAGGGGAAAUCAGUUAUCUUUUCUGAGCAUACACCAUGUGCCAGAUAAUCUUUACAACAACCCAGUGACAUUGUAAUCCUCCCCAUCCCCACUUAACAGAUGACAAAAUUAGAUUGAAGUGAUUGAGUUGCCCAUGAUCGUUCACAUAUUCUGUCAAACUCUGGUCUGAACCCUGGUCUGUUAGACUCUAAAGUUCAGACUGAUCAGAUGUUAUACUCUACUGGCAGAUGAGAGCUUAGUUACUUUUUUCUCAGGGCUGAGACAAAAUACCUGACACCCAAAGUGAAAGGAGGAAAGGUUUAUUUCAGCUCACAGUUUAUAUAAAGUUUCAGUUCACAGUUCCAAGGCAAGAUGUGCAUUACAAAGAAGAAACAGUUCAUGGCAGGCAAAAGACAGCAAAAGCAAGCAAGCAACAAGCCUCUUUCUGUCUCAUCUUAUUCAGGCUUCCUACCCUUAGCUUGGGUAGCACUCACCCCCUUAAUUCUAAUGCCCUCAAUCCUACUGUCACACCAUGAACCAAUUCAGUGUUGUACAUCCUAGGUCAAGCCACCUCUGAAAAGCCCCACCUAUCAUCCCGCGAGGCACUAGGGACAUCUAGACACAAGCCAUAACAGAUGAUGUUGCUGUCUUCAUCCUGCCCAAGCCCUCCUUAGAUAAGGAACUCAAGGAGAACUACAUCUCUACAACCUCCUUAGAUUGCCUUAAUUUCCUCCUUGUAUCUUCUCCAGUUUCCUCAUGGUUUUCUUAAAAUGUGGAGCCAAAGGUGAUCUGAUAUUCCAUACAGUCUCAUCGAGGGCAAGUGACUAGAGGCCCCACAACGCCACCAGCUGUUGUCCAGAGCCUUUGAGGAAUGAACUAAUGCAGCCUGGUUGAACUGCCAUAAAAGCUGGAUAUCUGUUCAUUGUCAGCGUAGACAAUGUAUCGAGAUCCUAUCUCAAAAACAAAAAAUUGAAGAAGGCCACAAGACACCAUAUUUUGCCAUAGGGCCAGGGGAAAUGUGUAAAAGUACCCCAAACGAAAGAGUAGAUCUAGAACCUCCUGAGUGUGAACAGUAAGCAUCCCAUGAGAGGAUCGCUUCUACAGUGUCAAAGGAAGAUCAAGCCAGCUCUUGUAAAGCGACAGGCCUUUGAUCAGCUCCAAGAAACUCAGAUCCCCUGGUUACAUACAUAUUUUAAGUGACAGCAUCCUUCUUUCAGGAUGGUUCUGGGAAUCCAGAGUGUGAUUCAAAGGCCCAGCCUUUUUCUUGUGGCUGUUCUCCAGGGUGUGGGUCAGGGUCUGGGACAGCACGUGGACAUCUGGUGAACUCCACGGAGCUUCACAAUGAAAAAGCUCUCUUACCACAAAAAUCAUCCAGUUAUUCUGAUGCUCGACUAACUAGUAGUACACAUACUAAGCAACCACACAGUUAAUCAGAUGAUGGGAGACCAAAUUGACUUGGAAGUUUUUGAAAAAGACCUAUCAAAAUAGGACUCAAAUUGUGUUCUCUUCUCCUUUCUAGUCUCUUUCUUUCAAACCCUGUGGGAUGAAGGACAUGUCCCAUUUCUCAGAGGGCAGGUGGCUACUACUAGGUGCUAAUAGAGAGGCCUGGCCCAACAGGAAAUGUGCUGGUCCAAUCAGACUAAAUGUACCCAGAUGGGACUCAAACUUGAAAACUUUCUGCCUCAGCCCUACAAAGUGCUGGGAUUACAGGCAUGUGCCAUGGCACUCAACUUUUCUGUGUACGUUUUGAGGGUAGAUAUCAUGAGUGCUGGUGCCAAGAGGAAUGACUUGGCACUUCAGAGUAUAGAGGGACUUAGAAAUGUGUUGCCAUUAAGCUGCAGGAGUCACUUGAGAUCUUAUCACAAGAGCCGUGUUGGCAGCUACAGAGUACAGGUCCUGUUUCAUUCAGAAACAGUUUGGAGGGCUCUGCAGAGGCUUAAAGCUCUGUUCCCCACCCAGAGUAUCUAACAGGCACACUGCCACUUCUUUUCAGUCUUUCUUUCCAGACAGUGUGGCUUGGUUUCAGGGGUAUUGGAUUAGCAUAAGUGGUGAUUUCUAACAUAAAAGUUCAUAGAAAAAUAGAAUUUCUUACUUCUCUUUCUUGUUCUUUAACAAAAGGCUGAGGAUAAAAGUCCUCCACCAGGGAGAGAAAGUCUAAUACUUCAGGCUUUCAGACUCUCAGCAGGGCAGCCUCGGAGAGUGCUGGCUUCACAUAUAGCCUGAUGACCUGAUGAGAUCCAUCGGCUCUGGGGCUGUAUUUUGUCAGGGUUUCCUUCUCUGGAUCAGUGAUGGAGCCUGUCUUACAGACCCACCCUCAGUCUCUAAGUUACAACCGCUCACUUCUUGAACUCUGUGCCCCCUCAACACCACAGGAGAGUGCUGGUCCAGCUCUCAGUCCCUACCCGAUGCAGAGGGGCUGAUUCUGCAUCAAAGCCAGUGAGAAUACAACUUUCCUCACCCACUGUGAUGAAGUCACUGUCUUCUUUUUUAGGGUUGUCAACUUUAUGUACCAUAGUCUCAUGUCAUCUGCCAAUAUACCCAAGAAAAGUACAGAUUAUACUUCUAUGUUAUAAAAACUAUUACCCAGCAUUAUCAAGAUACUGAGUUCUGGUCAAGAUGCUUUUGCCAAUGGGAAUCUCCUCAGCAUUCUGUACUGGGGAUUAACCUUUGCACUGAGCUAUAUCUCCAGCCCUUUUUCAUUUUUCAUUUUGAGACAGGGUCUCACUAAUUCACCAAGUUGUCUAGGCUAGGUUCAAAUUUGCCACACUCCUGCCUCAGCCUCCCAGAGUGCUCAGACUAUAAUGCGUGCACUACAUGCCCAAUUUAGAAGGCAAUUUUAAAAAAGAACAUAAUGAACAUUUUAACCUAAGACUCUACAUAAGUGACAAUUCCAAUACUGCAGGCAAUGUCUUCAGAUGUUUAAGUAAUAGUAUCCACUUUAGAAUGUUUCCUUCAUGUAAGAUUAAUGAGAAACAAUUUUGGUGAUUUCUGAUCAGGCUCUGUCUGCCAUGUGUUUGGAGAACUCUUAGGCAUAGAUGAAGCCAAAAAAAAGUUGCAAUUAAUUGAAUACCAGGUAAUGUUUAUUGUUUGUAAAUCCCUGUUUCAAAUAACACAUUGUAUGAAAUAAACUAUAAAUGUCACAAAAUUUUCCAAAAUCCAGUGACUUUUAAAAAUAACAUUUGGGGCUGGGGAUUUAGCUCAGUAGCAUAAGCACCUACCUGGCAAGCAUGAGGUCAUGAGUUCAAUCCUCCAGUACCAAAAUUUUAAUAAAAGUAAGCAUUUAACCCAGGCACAGUGGCAUACUUGAAGCAGCACGUUCUCUAUGAGUCAGAGAGCAGCCUGGACUACACAGUGAGUUCAGGGUCAUCUGGAGCUGCACAGUAAAACUCUGUCUCAAAACAAACAAACUAACAACAACAAAAGCAUACGAUAUAAAUGCAUAUUUUUUCUAGAUACAAUUAUACACAAUUUUGUAUGUCUCAAAGAAUCAUUUGGGAGCCUUAUGGAAAAUAAUAAAGUAGAAAACCUGUUUCUCACUUUAGUCAGAGGACACUAUUUGAGUUAGUAGGAUAUUUAGUCUCAGAGAAAAAGCUAAGGAGUAAGAAUGACGUUCACGGAAAGCACAAUGUUUAUUUCACAUAGCCAGGCUUGACUGCAACUUUAGCUCAGCCACUGGGGAGAACAUGUUUCUCUGCCUGUCCAGAUGAGUCAAUAGGUCUGUGUCUAGGGUAAAAAGAAGAUGAUCAAGGAGGCCUUGGGCACUCACAUCAGACUGCCACAUGUCUAACUACUUCCUGACUGUGAUCUCUGGGCGACUUGCUCACCCUGCCUUAAACCGGGGAUAAGGAGAAUCUGUUGUGAUAAUCAAAUGACAUACCAACACCUCAGUACGGUACGUGACAUGAAAUAAGUGCGCGAUACAUGUGAAGUACAGUAAAACGGUACAAGGCAAACUGUAGCUGCAAGGGACAGUGCUCUCUUAGCAAGACAGCAUGUCUGCAUGAUCAGAGAGCAAAAUGUGCUGUCCAGUGAUCUAAUGAGGAGAUAAAAUUAUGACAGUAAAAGAUUAGCUGAGCCUAGUCUACAUUUGAUUUAUAAUUGUUGCAUCAUUAUUGUUUGCACCCAAAUUCUCAAUAAUCUAGACCAUAGCUAAUGCUUAAAAGCUUACACUGUGCUCCUUAGUUGUAAGAGUCCUCAUUCAUACCUUCAAAUAUCUCAGUUUACACAAAAAUCAAGUGCUAAGCUUCCUGCAAAGCUGCAAACCACCCUGCCUGCAUCAGGCCUGCCUGCUGUAGACAGACAUCUUGUUCAUUCUGCAAAAUCCUGCUGGGCCUUAUGUCCAACCCUCAUUCCACUACUCCACAUCCCCAUUCCAGUGUUACCCACCAGGUGACAAAGCGGUAGACAUUACUACUUUCUCAGGCAAGUCACAUUCCAUGGUGGCUCCUUGUCCACCAGCCUCAACAGGAAGAACCCCCAUGCUCACCACCCUGCCCAAGCUUGUAGGAAGUUUAUUAUCUGUGCACUCUGGGAGGUGGGGAGUAGUAUGGAUUGAACCCGUGCCUUCGCAAUGAGCUGCAUCCCGAGCCCUUUGUUUAUCUUUUAUUUUGAGGAGGAAUCUAAAUUGCCCAGAGUGGGACUUGUUCAAAAUAAAUAUGUGGGCCAUAUCAUGAUUCUGUUGCCGCAGACUUUUGUCCCUACCCACACAUUAGCACCACUAUCAUUCCGUCAGCAAGCCUGGUCUCUGCUCACUCGGAGGAGAACCCCCACCCACUGAUCUUGACCCUUUAUUUCCGUGAAUAAAGAAGCAGGCUGAGCUAGCAGUUAACCCAGUACUGAAAUCUACAACAAAGGACACAAAGAAUCUGGAGAUGUUAGAGACUUAAUUGUGGCCAUGUCUUAGUAAAAAAAAUCAACAGCAUAACCAUUCACUUUAGUAAAUCAGACCUGCUUCUCAGAUGAGUUCAUGCAUCCUUGGGAUAUAUGAACUUGGCAGAAAUGUAACCAAACUUCCCAUGCAUUGGUUACAGAUUUAGGAGUGGAAUUAAAUCAAUAAAAUGUUAAUCUUGGGGCUGGGGAUUUAGCUCAGCGGCAUAAGCACCUGCCUUGCAAGCAGACAGUUGUGAGUUCAGUCCCCAGUACCAAUAAAAAGAUUUUUUAAAAUGUUAAUCUAAAAUUUUACCUGCCUCAAAUUAGUUUUGCAUUAAGACAAAUGUGUUAUGAAAUACAAUGUAGAAUUUACAUUAACAAAAUAUAAGACUUCAAAAAAAAUCAUUAUUACUAAGGACCACUGUGGGGUAGCCUCUAAACCACUAGGUUUUUUCAUGUUCACUUUUUGUCUUAGUUACUUUUCUCAUUGCUGAGACAAAAUACCCAAUACCCAAAGUUAAAGGAAAAAAGGUUUAUUUGGCUCAUGGUUUGUAGAGGUUUUAGUCCACAGUUGGCUGGCUCCAAGGCAGGGUGGCAUGGCAGGAGGGCAUCACAAAGCAGUGAAGAACCAAAGCAGCGAGUGACAAGUGGCAAGCAACAGAUCUCUUUUGUUCCUUAUAUUCUAUCCAGGCUACUCACACUUAGGGUAGGGCGGCUUUAAUCCUAGUACUGAACUAUGAAUCAAUCCCAGCAUCAUAUCCUUGAUCGCAAUAUCACAGAUCCACUCAUCUCUACAAAGCUCUACCUAUGACUGUAUGAGGCUUUGAGGGGACAUCCAGAUACAAACCAUAACACUUUCCUAUACCCUAAAAAAAUUGAAUAAAUUCAUAUCUCUGGAAAAGGUAAGAAUUAUGCCUCUGAGGCACCUCCUAAUUUUAAAGUGUUUAAAAUGCACCCCAUCCUUAGAUGAGUAGUUGACAAAUUUAUUUUAUAAAGUUACUUUUUUUUUUUUUUGGUAUCAGGGAUUGAACUCAUGAUCUUGUGCUUGCCAGACAGGUGCUUAUGCCACUGAGCAAAAUCCACAGCCCUAAAAUUAUAUUUUCAUCUAAAGUUGACAAUUUUCAACUCUGUAUUACAGGGCCUUACCAACAGUUUCAUUUCAGCUACAUUUCCUUUAGUAGUUGUUGCCCAGGCAACGAGAGAAUCUAUUCUAUGUUGGAGCAGUUAAGUAGAGACAUCUGUGACCUCACUUCAGAUUAGUAUUGUAAGAUAAGAAAGGGAGAGACCAGCAGACCAUUAUUGUCAUUAACAAUGGGAAAUCCCCACUGCCAUCCUUUCUCUUUUUGCAAUGACUUCUUCAGAUGAUGCGAAGUUAUAUAAACUCUUAAGUUUGUAAAAAUCAUAAUUGUAGUUCUCUAAAUAGAAACAAAAAAUGAAAGUCUGCAGAACUCCUAAGACUCAUGCACACUAUUUUUGGAAUAUUGAACAAAGUAUUUUUGCCUACCAACAGGACUGACUUUUCUGGAGUAGAGAAUUUUAUUUUAAAAACAGAAGAAAAGAGGCAUUGUAGAGUUUUGUUUUGUUUUUUAAAGUGCAUUAGCAAAAGGAAGUAAGUCAGACUAUUCAGGAAGGAGGAAGCGUGCUUUAGUUGAAGCACCCAGUAGGCUUGCUCUGACUUACCUUUUACAACUCUCAUUUUUAUAGAUACAGGAACUGAGGUUAAAUACCUUUUCCUGGGUGCAAGGAUGGAACAAACUGGGAUUCAAACCCACAUCGUAUGGAAGACCACCACGAACUGUAGAUUAAAUACUUGGAAGAUGGGGGUGGGAUAAAACCUUUGGUUUAAAAUUCCACGAGACAGAAAUUAAUCCAGAAAAAUAAAGAUUUUAAAUUCUUUGAAUUCAUUCCGUAAUGAGUAAACACUUGUUUCUCCCACUGGGUUGUGCCAAGCUUGAGCUCAGUGUUGGGGAGCGUCCCUUCUUUCUGUGGGGUGGGCUCACACUAGCUGGUGCAAGGCCUUUCCUGGGAAAAGUUUUUUAAGCAAAUAGGGAUUAAGUGGGCACAGAGAAAAACAUGCAAGCCUGAAACGUCAGGUGCUGUCGCCCCUGGUUCCCAUCUGCUGACUCAGCUGCCAGGACUUUCUGCUCCCAGGUUGCCGUCAGUUCAAGCUGGAUUACAGCAGCCACCCCAACCCCUCAGGCCCACUGCAGGGCCAGUUCAUUUCCACUCAUCAUCUGGUGGCUGCAAGUGAGUUUUCUGACUCUAAAACCUUUCCUCUCCUCUUCCUUUUUUGUUUGGGUUUGUUUUGCAGUUCGUUUGCGCGCUGGGAAUGGAACCCAGGCUCUUGCUUAUGCCGCAAUUGAGCAACUGAUUACCGCGUCAGCCCUCCUCCCUUCUUUUGAUAGUGACAGACCCAGCCCGACCACCCACAACCACAACUCUGUCCCCUCCCAACCACUCCAGAGGCCUCCGGCUCAUGGGAUCCUUCAGAGCUGCAGUCCAGAGUCUGGAGUUCUCCUCCUCCCUAAAUGGACCCCUCGGGCAGACUUCCCUCCCCCUUUCAAGCCCAGCCUGAGAUCCCCUCAACUAAGAAGCCUUCUUAGGAUCCCACCUGGGGACCUAAAAGGGCCGCAACUUUCAGAGGUCUUUUCCUGAUGCUUGAAGGCCCUGGCAAGCCAGCAAAAUCCUUUCCUACAAAGGAAAAUUGGGCUGAGAGGGCAGGGGACUUCGGGAAGGUGCCAGGGGCCUCCUCCCCAGCUCCUGCCUGGCCUGGGGUGGGGACAGGGAAGGUCGCUACUCAGCAGCUGAGUGUGUGGUCUCUUGUCUCUCGGUGCUUCCUAGGAUGAGGACAAACAAGAAAGGAGCCCUGGGAAUGGAAACAGCAUCUCCCGCCACGACAACGCGCCGGGGUCCCGAAGCCACCCUGACACCCAUACAGAUAGAUACCCAAGUCCCUAUACUCACUGUCCAGAGCCACGCCUGAGCUGGCGUGCUCUUACUCCAAAAUAGUGUGGCCAUUAAAUCAGGGCUGUGGAGGAGGGAACAUUUCUGGUUGCCCGGGUUCUCUUCUGUGAGCAUGCAUUAUCCUAACCUGUGCACUGCCCUGUGUAACCUCAGUGAACUGCCGAUCUGACCCAGCCAUAGGAGCCGCAGUUAAAGGCCUAGGACUACCUUGUUAGGCGGAAGAACUAGGAGGGGAUCCGCGCACUUAAGCCGGACAGAAAGCAGGUAUGCCCCGCGAUGAGUAGAAACAACCACUCCGGCGCCACGCGGUGAUGCUUGCGCGUGCUGAGAGCGCACAGGCGUUGGCAUUGGCCACCCCGACAGUUAGCUGGAGCUCGAUCUCUGAACAGGUCGAUAGACAUCAGGCUCACUCGUAUGCCAGGCCUGUGCAGGGACCGUGGGAAGCUGAGGAAUCAGGCCACCAAUGGCACCAGCUGCCAGAGACGAGAGUGAAUCCUCGGAAGAACUAAGUCCCGGGAAGGGAUGUGCCCACUAUUUGUUGGAACUCAAAGAGGGCAAUAGAAAGUUCUGGGUCAACGGGCAUGGCGUGGUCAAAUUCCUGACUUUGGGCUUACUGAUUGCAGCGCUGAACCUGUUCAAUUCAACCCCCAAAGUGCACCCCAUUUUGAUCAUCAUCAUCUACAUGGACCUAGCCAUCACCGCCUUCUUCUUUCUGAUCUACACCUUUGUCCUCAAUAGAUACCUGCGCUUCAUCCUGUGGCCUGUUGCUGACCUUCUCAAUGACCUGGCUGCUUGCGUGUUCCUUGGAGGUGGCGCAUUCUUUGCUUCGAGGAAAGUAGAAAAGCCAUUUAACUACUUUGUCGCUAUGAUCCUUAUGGCUGUGGCUGCAUUUCUUUGUUUCAUUGAUGUAUGUCUUCAAAGAAGACACUUCAAAGGCAAGAAGCCCAAAAAGAAUGUACCAGGAGCCCCGGGAGCCCCGGGAGCGGGAGCCCCGGGAGCGGCAGCCAAGUAACCACCAGCAGGAAAGAAGUAACUCAAAUGCAACCGCUGUUGUCAGAAAUGGCAGUGUAUUUUACAAUAAAACAUCUUCACUGUC